GCAUGUUGUCCCGCGGCCGCGUGAACCUCGGCAACAUUGAGGACGACGACACCACUGUGGUCUUUUCUUCAGACUCAGAGUUGGAGCCUGUGCGGAGCCAAGCGGUGCCCACGAACGUCCACGACACGAAAGCUAACAAAUACUUGUACAUGAACAUCGUGACACCUGGUGGUUUCUUGUGGGUAGGGCCAACGACGUCGCUACCUAAGCUCUGGGCCUCACUACACGAUCCAGAGUUCACCGCGCUCCCCGCGGACUACAACGCUGCGAAGGCAGCCAUCUUCCAUGAGCUCAGCGAGUUCCCCGACGACGCGAAAUCCAUCUGGUUGCUCUUGUUUUUCAAGGUCAUGCCCAACAUGCAAGUCCACAACUACUCGUUGGAGGAGGUGAUCAUCAUGGAGCUCUUGCAGCAUUUCAACAUGGCCAAGCGCCCACGUGAGUUCACGUUCCAUUUCGUUGAAGGCUUCAGUGGUUGCAGAAGUUUAUCUACAUCCUUCAUCGGUUUGGGGCUCACUGGGAUCAGCCUCGACAAGCGCUACCACGAGUCGCUCGAUUUCGCGACGGACUUGGGCUUCAUGAAGUUCCUAUGCGCGGCUCGCUGCUUGCGUCCCGGCGGACUGUUCUGGUGGGGCCUGGAGUGCAAGACUUGGGUAUGGGUGAGUCGUCACACCUUCGGCAGGUCCGCCACUAAUCCCUUGGGUAAGCUCGACAACCCUGACGCUGUGGCAGCCAAUUCGGUCUUGGAGCGCUUCGUGAUCAUUGCGAUCAUUCUCAAUUGGGGCCGCCGCUUCUACGUCGUGGAGCAGCCGCAAAGUUCAUUGAUCACUGCGACCACGCUCAUGGAGACCCUCCUGUUGCAGCACUCGGCGAAAACUACCCUUUGCGACCAUGGUGCCUUCGAUGCGGACGAUGCUCCACAAAAGACGCUGAAGCUGAUGAGGACGCCACCGUGGGUCAUUGAGAUGAACGUCAGGGUCCCACGCAGCCGGAAUCGGUCUACUUUGACGACUUCUCACAGGAAGAGGCUUGCCGAUGGCACCAUCAAGGUAACGUACGACGGCAAGAAGAGCAUGCUGAAGCAGAGCGAGCACUACUGCGAGCCGGACAAGAUCUCAAUGGUUUGCAUCAAGUGCAAGGGCGACGCUACCGUGACAGACAGCAUCCCAUCGGGUACGAGCUCCGUGUACUCUCGGAACCACAACGAUAAGAAGGACGCCAGGUUCAAGGCAUGGUGGGCUCGAUCAAGCCCAGAAGAAAAGACCGAGUACUACGCGCGCCAGAGGAAGCGCGCGCAGCCCGGGAAAGGCCAGGCGCGCAUCUGGGAUGACUACCAGAUCGAGAACUACGAGAAGAAGGAGAAGGGGACCGAGGAGCGCAUCAGGAUCCAUUGGCAGACAUUCGAGGAGUUCGAGACUGGCAAGCUGAUCAGGAAUUGGACCGCCCAGCAGAUCGAAGAUGCUUGGACGAAGCUGACUUCUGACCCGAGGACUGGCGCCAAGAAGGUAAUGAACCAGUGGCUCAUCCCUGUCUUCAAAGGGGUCCUCCAAGACUUGGUGGAAUCCAACAUGACAGGUGUCAUAACCAAGCGGAGUGCGACCGCGUCCAGUGCAGAGCAGGCCGCCGAGCUCAUCAUUGACGCUAGCGAUGCACAAGCGGCAGCGUGGAUGGAGCACCAGCGUGCUCUCGAGCAGGAGGUAGGUGUGAGCGCUGACAGGGUGUUCGCCACGCACGUCACCAUGGAUGCCGAUGUUCAGUCCCGCAUGGCGCCGGACAUGGCCUCGGCGAUUGGCCAAUCGUGCGGGUCCCAGCUGAAGCGCAGAGCUCAGAAGCAGGAGGAGGACGAGGCGGAGAUCGAGGAGAUGGUCGGCAUCACCGAAGACUCAUCCAAGAAGAAGCCGAAGAGGGAGCAAAGCGCCACCGCUGCAAAUCUUCAGACGUGGAAUUGGGUGCAAGCGAGGAAGACCGCUAUUGAAGGCUGGGUGUCUAAGUUCAAUCUGGACUCGGAGAACAUGCAGAUGGAGCUCAAGAACACUGUCACCAUCGACCUCGGCAACGACGAGGUCACUACCAGGGAUAAAACGAGCCUCGCCACAAAGGAAGCCGCGGAGCGCAUCCAGAAGGUAGCAACCGAAUUCAUCAACAGUAACUUGGCGCGGAGGUCUGUCUUGGAGGGCAAGACUCCCGAGGAGCUAAGCAACCUCAAGAAGAACCUGCAGGCUAUGGAGACCGAGAUGAGGAAGAAAUCUUGCGUUCAAGACUACAGGGACGCCUACGCUCUCUGCACCAAGCUGGUGAAGGACUACAACAAGGCCCUCGAAAAGCAGAGCAAGACGGAAGGUAAAGGCGCCACUGCACGUGUACAGGCUCAGGAGAUAGCGAGCGGGAAGGUGUUGGGUUCGCUAAGGGAGUCCUUGGGCGUGAACUUCAAGCAAGGGAUCGUUCAGAACCCUUCAGACCUGUGGUCGAUGAAGGUCGUGAUGGUUGCCCGGCCCGAGAUCGCUGCGCAGUGCAGGGUGUUGAGCGCUUCAGAUGGGGUGACUAAACAGUACGAGUGGAUGGAGAAGCGCCUGAAGAAGGAUAAGACGUCAGCCCUCGCAUGCCAGAUCGCAAAGCCUGCAAUUCAGAAGUCCGUCAAAGAGUUCCAGAAAAAGAGUUGGGGUAGUGCCAUCUUCGAUACCGAGCUGUGCGCGGUCAUCGGCCCCUCCGCAUCGGUCUCCAUGGUGCCCUUCGGCAUUGCGGACAUCAUCAUGCCGUUGAGCGGGAAGUGCGACUACCUGAUUGUCUCUGCGGACGCUUGCCCUGGCAGCACCAUCGCAGAGAAGGCCUUGUACAUGGAGCGCCUGAACGCAGCGUCGAUGGGCGAGCUUCGCGGCAAGCCUGGAAUUGUCUGCGUUGAGGCCGCGAUCGGCAGCAUCUUGGCAAUUCCACCGAACCACUUGGCGCUCGCCAGCGUGCCUACGGAUGGCGGCUACGCCUUCAUGCGCUGGGGUGCCUUCCCAGACAAGCCCAACGAUGACAAGUACCUCGCAGCCCUCAACAAGACUCGGUCGGCAGUGGAUGGCAUGAUGGCGUCAUUCGAGGAGCUGAAGGACGACAGCACCAGCUGCCCGCAGUGGGCUGCGGUGCUCGAGGAGAUCUCUCGUUCCACGUGA
Messenger RNA from Prorocentrum cordatum, 3152 nucleotides. The record is from the annotation of a GenBank genome assembly. NCBI's taxonomy places the organism in Eukaryota, Dinophyceae, Prorocentrales, Prorocentraceae.